Molecule: messenger RNA, 1260 nt
Organism: Sodiomyces alkalinus F11
Lineage: Eukaryota; Fungi; Ascomycota; Sordariomycetes; Glomerellales; Plectosphaerellaceae
Exons: 5
Coding region: 1-1260 (419 amino acids)
Biological process (GO): amino acid transmembrane transport
Cellular component (GO): membrane
Molecular function (GO): amino acid transmembrane transporter activity
Source: RefSeq, a predicted model, not a curated record
AUGGCGACGGCUCGUCCCUUGGGUCCCGCCCCCCUUUCGGUGUCCACCACGACUCAGGCUUUCAAAUCCCUUCAUCUGUUCAUCUCCCUUGUUGAGUCUUCCAUUGCACGACUGGUAUCCUUUUCGGUUAGGGAAAAGAUGACGCCUCCGGGCGUCUUCGGCGUCAUCUCUUCUUCUCCAGCUGCCAUCCUCACCAAGUCACACCAAGUCCGAGGCUCCACUAUCGGCACCGGGCUGUUUCUAGGCACCUCCUCAGCUCUUGUCCAAGCCGGACCCCUUGGCUUACUCUUCUCCUUCUCACUCAUAAGCAUUGGGCUCUACUCAGUCACAAACUCACUCGCCGAACUAUUAGCCCACCUUCCCUCCUCGUCGUCGCCCUCCCCUCGACCGGCCUGGUUCUACACCUCUCACCUCGCCCAUCCCUCCCUGGGCUUUGCCGUGGCAUGGACAACGUGGCUCGUUCAUGCUGCCACCUUGGCCCUCGAACUCGUUGCCAUCGCCCCCCUUCUACAGCACUGGGAGCCAGUUCUCUGGCCCAACGGCUCCCUGGUGGCCGCCGCUGCCUUCUGGCUCUUCUCGACGACACUAAUCCUACUACCUAACUGCUGGUCCACCUUCGCCCUGAACCUCUCAGCGGCGCCUCUCAAACUAUUUGUUGCCCUCCUAUGGCUCUCCAUCGCCUUCUGCAUAUCCGCCGGCGUGGGUCAGGAAGCUGGUCCCGGCUUUCAGUACUGGUCUGAUCCGGGCGGUUUGGUUGAACACAUUGCCCCCAAAACCGUGGACCGAUCUGUAGGUGUGGGGUCCGUCCUUGCUAUCGCCGCCUUCAGCCUGCAGGGUGGAAUUAUGAGCCUCACCCUCGCUACUGUUUUCUCCAUCAGCCUGCUCGUCCCGUCCGAUGAUCCCGAUAUCGCCGCCUAUGCCUCUACCUUCGUCGUUGCCGUCCGCCGCACCGGUAUCCCCUUCCUGCCGGAGCUCGUCAAUGCACUCCUCGUCAUCUCCGUAAUGGCCAGUGCCAACGCCCACCUUGCGUCCGGCAGUCGCAUCCUCACCUCGCUGGCCGGCGAGGGCUACGCACUGCCACUCGGUUCUGGGCGGACCAACGGCGCCGACGGCGCGCAACGUUUUUCUGCGGCAGCGACUUCGGCCGUUGGUUUCUUCGUUCUCGUGACUACGCUGGUCUGUAAUGCAGGCGUCGUGCUCAGCUCGUUGUUGCUUGGCGCCGGCGGCAGCGUUGCUAUUCGAUCAAUCAAAUCAGAUUAG